Molecule: messenger RNA, 2071 nt
Organism: Manis javanica (Malayan pangolin)
Lineage: Eukaryota; Metazoa; Chordata; Mammalia; Pholidota; Manidae
Gene: GPATCH3
Product: G-patch domain containing 3
Biological process (GO): negative regulation of type I interferon production; negative regulation of RIG-I signaling pathway; positive regulation of DNA-templated transcription
Molecular function (GO): nucleic acid binding
Source: RefSeq, a predicted model, not a curated record
GGUUCCAGGUAAUCAUGUGACAAUGCAAGAUGGCUUCACCCAGUGAGGCGGAGGGGGAGGCGGCCGUCUACCUGAUUGUGAGCGGUAUCCCCGCGGGGUUGCGCUCGGCCCAGCUACGGAGCUACUUUAGCCAGUUCCGGGAACAGCGCAGCUGUGGCUUCCUCUGUUUCCACUACCGGCAUCGGCCUGAGCGGGCCUCCCCCAAGGCUGCUCCCAACUCUGCCCAAACUCCUGUCGGCCGGGUGCUCUCCCAAACUUCAGUUGCCGAUGCCCGCGCUCCCUCCACUCUGGACUCUGCUCCCGCCCAGGCCCGUACUUGCUGCUGCGUCAUCUCGGUACGAGGAGCAGCUCAAGCGCAGAGGUUUUUUCGCAUGUACUCGGGUCGCCAGUGGCUGGAUUCUCAGGGGACUUGGUUGCCCGGUCGUUGUUUCAUCCGCAGACUUCGGCUACCCAGUGAAGCAUCAGGUUUGGGCUCCUUUCCCUUCAAGACCCGGAAGGAACUGCAGUGUCAGAAAGCUGAGAGUGAAGCCUUCUCUCUGAUGGACCUGAAGCAACUGCCAGAGCUGAACCCACCAGUGCUGAUGCCCAACGGGAAUGUGGGGACUCCCCUGCGGGUCUUUCUGGAGUUGAUCCGGGCCUGCCGCCUACCCCCUCGGAUCAUCACCCAGCUGCAGCUCCAGUUCCCCAAGACAGGUUCCUCCCGGCGCUACGGCAACGUGCCCUUCGAGUAUGAGGACUCAGAAACUGUGGAGCAGGAAGAGCUUGUGUACACCGCUGAGGGCGAGGAAAUACCCCAGGGAACCUGCCUGGCAGACACACCAGGCAGCCCCUGUGGAGAGCCAGAGGAGGAACAGGAAAAUGAGGAGGAAGAAAAGUCACAGUCAGACGAUGAUGAUGACCGGGGUGAGGAGUGGGAACGGCAUGAAGCAUUGCAUGAGGAUGUGACGAGGCAGGAACGUACCAAUGAACGACUGUUUGAGGAGGAGAUCGAGCUCAAGUGGGAGAAGGGUGGCUCUGGCCUGGUAUUCUACACUGAUGCCCAAUUCUGGCAGGAGGAAGAAGGAGACUUUGAUGAACAGACAGCUGAUGACUGGGAUGUGGACAUGAGUGUGUACUACGACAGAGAUGCUGGAGACAAGGAUGCCCGUGACUCUGUCCGAAUGCGUCUAGAACAGAGGCUCCGUGAUGGCCAAGAGGAUGGCUCUGUGAUUGAACACCAAGUGGGCACCUUUGAGCGCCACACCAAGGGCAUUGGGCGGAAGGUGAUGGAGCAGCAGGGCUGGGCUGAGGGCCAGGGCCUGGGGAGCCGGUGCUCCGGGGUGCCUGAGGCCCUGGAUAGUGAUGGCCAGCAUCCCAGAUGCAAGCGUGGACUGGGGUACCAUGGAGAAAAGCUACAGCCGUUUGGGCAAUUGAAGAGGCCCCGUGGAACUGACUUGGGGCUCAUCUCCACCAUCUAUGAUGAGCCCCUAUCCCAAGACCAGGGGGAGUCGCUGCUCCGCCGCCAGCCACCCACUAGCAUGAAGUUUCGGACAGACAUGGCCUUUGUGAGGGCUUCCAGCUGUGCUGUGGGCAGCUCCUUAGAGCCCAAGUGACAGCUUCAGGGGCGUUCUCAGUUACCACCACUCAUGACUACAUGGAGGCAGCCCUAAAGAGCUCUGGGAGUAGCAGUCUGCUCAUCCUCUUAAGGGUGCUUUGUUCUGAACUUGUCAUCCUGCUCUCUACCUCAAGGACAUUGUUACAAAAAGACCCCUAUCCUCCCCUUUGAUAUUGGGGCUUAAUGAGCACUCCUCAUUGGUCUCCAAACCAGCCUGUUUGGGCUUGCCCGUUGCCUCCCCCAGUAUCUUGGAAUUUGGAUUGACUGAGGUUAUCAUCACAACAUCCCCUGGGAGGCCACCAUGAAGGGGGGAAAGGGACCUGGAAGAGGAAAGGGUUUGUGGUGCUCGAAGAGACGGUCUUGGGGCAGGCCCUCCAACGCGUCUACCCCUAACCGACGGGGACCGGGCAGCGGAGAGUCCGCGGGAGGUGACGCAGGUCUGUGACCUGAAGGGAGAAUAAAUCGUUUGCUUCUUUA